Symbiodinium sp. CCMP2592 is the source of this 7239-nucleotide messenger RNA. The record is from the annotation of a GenBank genome assembly. Lineage: Eukaryota; Dinophyceae; Suessiales; Symbiodiniaceae.
AUGGCAGUCCCGACUUUCUCUGCAGAUGCCUCCGGUGAUGAUCUAGGCACCAGUGCAAGAAGUUACCUACGUCAGGUCGACGCUUGGAUUAAGGUCACCCGCACUGCUCCGGAUCAGCGAGCUUUGAUCCUCUACCAGAACUUGGCCGGACGAGCAUGGGUGGAGGCAGAGGAGCUCGAUGUGGAGCGUUUGGCCUCUCCAGAUGGGGUGGACUUCUACCGCAAGUGGAUCCAGGAGCGCUACCAGGAGGUGGAGGUCAGCAAGAUCGCGGAGGCUCUGACGCACUUCUUCAAGCGCAUGAAGCGGGGUCCUGGCCAGAGCAUUCGGGAAUUUAACAGUUCCUUUGACAGGGCCUAUACGAGACUCCUUGAGAUAGACUGCAAACUUCCUGAAGUGGCCAGGGCUUGGGCGUACUUACAUGCUAUGGGACUUACGGCUUCGGAGGAGUUAGCUCUUCUUGCUUCAGUUGGAAAUGAGUACAGUCCUAGUCGUCUUCAGAAAGCAGCGAUCAUGCAUGAGAAGAGCCUCAAGGGACCGUGGACUUUCCGCAAAGGGCCAGGUGCUCCAGGGGGCUACGAUGGACGGCGUGUCACCAAGGCCUACCUCACUGGCCUAGCUGGAGAUGAAGAUGAAGAAGAAGACGAUGACGCAGAGGCCAUUCCUGAAGAACUUGCAUGUGAACUUCAUGAAGCAUAUGUCGCUCAGGAGGCAGCCAAAUCCAGAUACAAGGACCUCGUGAAGUCCAGAGGCUUCGAUAUGGAUGCCAACGCUACCUCUGGACGAGGCCAGGAUCGCACAGCUGCAGAACGCCUCCAAUUGGCAAAGAGUCGAUCGUUUUGCGCAGGCUGCAAACGGAGGGGGCACUGGCACCGGGAUCCAGAAUGUCCUCUUAAUGGCGGUGGCGGUCGAAAGGAUCCUACAUCGACUACGGCGACUUCGGGGAGUUCGGCUAAGAGCGAUGGCGAUGCGAAGGGCGGGCACACCAAGGACUCCUACGUGACCCACGUUGCCUAUGUCGUGGGUGAGGUUCCUACGACCGAGCUGAUGGCGAUCACCGAUUGCGCGUGCAGCAAAUCAGUGGCUGGGCAGGCUUGGCUGGAGAGCUACACAAAGGCGGCGAAGAGAUGUGGCGUGGAGGUCCCCCUCCACAACUGCGAUGAGAACUUCCGCCUCGGUGCGAGCCGUGUCUUCCAUGCCAACUACCUCGCCACGGUCACCUUCCAGCUGGGCAAGAGCACUGUGAUGAUCCGCGUGGCAAUCGUCAAUGGCGAAGUGCCGUUGUUGCUGAGCCGUUCGGUGUUGGCCGAACUCGGGAUGGUCUUUGACAUGGCCCACCACACGGCGGACUUUGUCGCCCUCGACGUCUUCAAGUACCGCCUCCUCUACACGGAAACGGGCCAUCCAGCUCUCCCGGUGAACCCUCAGAAGGUUCCGAAUUUUGUCUUCCCAGACCCCCAAGAGUGGGGAGCUGACGAGAUCAAGAUUGCCUCUUCGCGCCAGCAGCAAUACACGGCUUUUGUCAUGAGCGAAGUUUGUGAUGGGGGCCCAGAUAGUCGUUCUGCUGGAGUUGCUGCUGACAGUGUCCUCUCUCGACUUUCCCACAUGGCGGCGGUGACCAACGUAUGGCGCGCCAACAAGAAGGACCUGAUCUCCAUGGCCCACGAGGCCGGCCUGACUAUCCACGAAGGCUGGACGAUCGGCGAGAUACGCCACAUCGUGAUCGAGCACCGCAAGGCGAACAAGAGCGAGGUCCCGAAAGGACUCGGGAAAAUGACACUUCAAGAGCUACGCGAGAAGGCGACCGAACUCGGGAUCCACUACAAGCCGGACGCGCCGAAGGGCUACCUCCAGCCCAUCCGGGACAAGACGAAGGGCGCAGACGAGGAGAUCGUCUGCUUCGGGAGGUACAAGAAUCACCUCUAUCGCGAGGUGCCACAGAACUACUUGGACUGGGCAGUUCGCGAAGCAGCUGCGAACCCGAACGCGUCGGCCGACUUGAAGAAGCUUGCAGCUUGGGCCGAAAGCCGGAAGGAGACGAGUCGGAGCUCGAGCAGUGUAGAUCCGGAGACGGUGGCCGUGCUCCCCUACGAGGCCACGGAGACAGAUUCCUCGGAGAUGUCCAAGUGGUCUAUGGUCAACGGGUGGAGGGGAGACCAGCUCCCGAUCAAGCCGAAGGGCCGCGCCCCGCCACCUCCGAGUCAAUCGUCGGGGCACCGCGGCUACAAGGAGGACCGGGCCACCAACAAGCAGACCAGGCGAGCAGUGGAAGCAAAGGACGUGGAGCAGGCCACCCCGGCCCGCGUGCAACAGGAUGUCCCGGAAAAGAUCAAGUCGGAGCUGAAAAAUUUGACGACGAGACUCGCGCCGCUUGCUGAGGACGCCGAGGGUGGCCAGGACGGCGUCCCCUACAGCAACACUGGCAAAAGGGUCCUCUUCAACCUUUCUGAGGGCUCUUAUAUGAACUCCGGGCCGGGCGACGGUUUGUCGCUUGGGGGAGACGAGCGUUUUGGUUCCCCGACCACCGAUGGUGGCGAUAUGAACUCCGGGCCGGCCGGCAUUUUGCCUGCUGGGGGAGACGAUUCCGCGCUACCUGAACAGGAGGACUUCUACGACUGCCACGACGGGUUCGACGAUUACAAGGACACUGGACUUCGAGAACCUCCACGUGUUUACGAGGGCUACUACAGCAAUCGAGAGUUCAAUGAGGACAUUGAGAGAUUGGCAAAACGUCUGCGACAGAACGAACUCUACGACUACCAGAAUGCAGGCGAGCUGAUCAAGAUGUUGUCUGUUGCUGGCGCCGGGACUGAGAAGCGGGAAAUCCAUGGCAAGCAGGCCACGACGCUCAUCCUUGGAGCGUAUGCCUAUGGUGCUUUCUAUGGGCUCACCAGAGCCACCACUCAGUUCAUCGAGGCGGCCCGCUACAUGAACAAUUUCCUCCGAAGACACGGGGCCAGUGGCGACUGGUCCGCCAUCUCGGUCGGAUGGAACCUGAGAUCCUCACUCCACCGGGAUCCUAACAACAGGCCCGGAACCAACAGCCAACUUAUCGCCUUCGGAGACUUCCGCGGAGGCCGGCUAUGGAUCGAGGAGAACGGCUACUGCUCUGCCACCGGUGAUGGGCAAAGGGCGACCUACAAGACGGAGGCCGGCGAGGAGAUUGAGGGCGCCUACCACAACGUCAACGGCGAGAUCUACAAGUUCGAUGCCCACAAUAGGCACUACGUCGAGGAUUGGGAGGGCGAGCGUUUCUCUAUCUCAGCAUACACGCCCCGCGGGGGCGAGAACCUCAAUCAGAUCCAGCUCGAUACCCUCAGGGCCCUCGGCUUCCCAAUUGGCCGCAAGCGAAAAGGUGGAAGGGCCGAUGAGGUUCUACCUAGUCGAGAUGUACAACGACGUGAUCUACGACCAAGAAAGGGUGUCCGGAAAGCCAUUUGGAAGAAUGCUCUGAAGGUCUACGCCAUGUUCACCGUGAUGCUGGCUACAGUGACAAGUGUGCUGUCCGAGUUCGAUGUGGGCCCCAAGCAUUGCAACUACAAGACCGCUAUCCUUGAGAUCGGCGGCGAGGACAACACCCUAGCAGCGGCAGAGCUUGGACAAAGCGUUGUCGAGCCCCUCAGCACGACCGAGUUCCUCGAGGACAUUGGGCUACGGCAACUACGUGGCCUACUUGAUGCGUUCUCCCCACGGGUCCUGUGGGUAUGUGAAGAAAGUGGACAGGUACUACCACGCCACCCCGUCCUUGAGGCAGGCGCUGCGCAGUUGACGAGGAGCGGAACUUUCGUCCUUCAGCAGCCCCUGGACAAUGCCACGUACUGGGCAGAGGCUUUCGAGGACCACUUUAGGCACUACGACCGGGAGACCCACGUCACCGACGACGACAUCACCUACGUCAUCCGCGUGGAACCACCAACGGAGGAUCCCGGUGCGCAGACCUGUUUUGCCGUUGAUCGAGAAAGAGAUCGAGCUGAAGUACCAGGACCAAGAGGGGCAAGUGCAGUUUCGUUUCCAGACACGGUGCCUAAACAUGUUCAGGCAUCACUGACGCGCUUGCAUCAGAACCUCGGUCAUCCUAGUGUCGGUGACCUGGUCCGUCACCUGAAGUAUGCUGGCGCAGAGGAAUCCGUCGCCGCCAAAGCGCUCAAGCGCCAAGUCUGUGAUCGCAACAAGAGGACACAUGCCCCGCGCCCAGCAGCACUACCUUCACUACUAGACUUCAACUCCCUCGUCUCCGUUGAUGUCUUUCAUGUCUUUGAUGCCAACCGCAAACGACACGCACUGCUAUCGAUCAUUGACCACGCCACCACCUACCACAUUGCUUACCGCCUUCACGGCCACUCGACCCAGGACUACGAGAAUGCAUUCGUCCACGGCUGGGGGAACACUUUUGGAGCACCAGUAACUUUGUCUGCCGAUCUUGAGACCGGACUACAAGCGGGCCUGACCAGGUACGCCGAGUUCUGUGGAGUCCGCAUGCGGCGCUCCGCUGGGCAAGCACACUGGCAGCAAGGAUUGGUCGAAAGGCACCAGAUGUGGUACGAGGAUAUCAUCCGACGGGUCAUCGAUGAGCAGGCCGUGACGGAGGAGGACAUUGACAUGGCGAUAGCCUGUGUGAAUCAGGCGAAGAAUCAACUACGGAGACGGCAUGGAUUUUCGCCAUCUCAAGCGGUGUUCGGAAAAGAUCCUUCUACGCCAGGCGACCUUCUCGCCGGGCAAGAUGAGGAGCGCUUCCUGGAGAUUAUGACUGCCGAUCGGAAGCGGCAAAAGGAGAUCAAUAUCCGGAACGCGGCCAGAGUUGCUUUCUUCAGGUCACAAACGGAUGCUCGACUUCGCCGAGCAUUGAUCCAACGGGCCAGGGUCAAACACACCGCCUAUCACAUCGGGGAAAUGGUUUGCUUCUUCCGUAUCGAAAAGAGUGCCACAAAACGCGGCGUUUGGCGGGGCCCUGGCGUGCUGGUUGGAUGCGAAGGUCCUACGAACUGGUGGGUUUCGUAUGGUGGCCGUUGUCAUCUUGUUGCUGAAGAACAUCUCCGGCCUUCUACCGCGGAGGAGUUGAAUGAGCUACUGUCUACCAGAGUGGCGAAGGAAGACCUAGAUCGGUUGCUCCGGAACAAUCCUGACGAUCCCGAAGUCUUUGAGCCAGAGGACGAGAACGAGAAGGACUUGGAUCUGGAGGACUACGAGCCCUCUCUUGUUGACGAUCAAGACUUCGAGUUCAAGUUCCCGGCCGGCGACACCGAGAUGCUGGAUUCGGACAUCGACAAGGACUUGCUCCCUCCUGAGAUCCAGGCUCCCAGCUCUUCGGGUGACUAUGGUCCAGUGCCCCGAAGGAUCACCGGGAAGCGCAGUGGCGGCCGAGGCGCCCCAUACACUGCCCUGAUGUUGAAACAGGCCGCUACGGAGAGAUCGCGGGAGAAGCAACAUGAGAAGGAGCUGCCGUGGCGACUUAUUCCGCCGUCAGAACAUGAGGGCUUCAAAAGUGCAGAGGACAAACAGAUCCGGGAACACCUGGAUAGCAAAGCCCUCACACCGUUGUCUGUGGAGGAGAGCGCGGAGAUUGAGAAGACGGUCCACCCGUCUCGCAUCCUGGGCUCUCGAUGGGCCUACCGAGACAAGAACUACAGCAAGCGCCGUGUCGAUGAGUCUGUUCCCUGGAAACACAAAAGCAGACUGGUGGUUUUUGGGCACCUCGAUCCUGACGUGGGCAAAGUGCUUACAGAUGCUCCCACCAUAAACCGUUUGUCCAUUCUGACUCUGCUCCAGUUCGUGGCUUCGAGACUGGACGACGACGAACCUUGGCGGGCCAGCGCAGGCGAUGUUACUGCCGCGUUCUUGAAUGGGGAGCAGAUCAGCCGGCAGUUGUUCAUGAGACAACCGCGGACCGGAGUCCGCGGCAUGGCUCCAGGAGCCAUCUUCCGCAUCGAGAAGGGCAUUUUUGGGCUUGUGGAUUCUCCGAGGUCAUGGUGGCUGGAGUUGAAGCAGAUUCUCCUCGACCUCACCGUCGAGUACCAGGGGGUUGUGCACCACUUCAAGCAGAGCAUCCUGGACCCGUGCGUGUUCAUUCUCGUGCCCAGCUCCGACCAGGACGCGACGCCCAAGGCCUACCUGGGCGUCCAUGUGGAUGAUCUUCUGUUGGUUGGCGGCAGCAAGUUGACCAAGGCGAUUGAGAAGGCCCUGGACGCUGUGCUGCCAAUCGACGAAUGGGAAGACAACGAGUUCGACUACGUGGGUUCCCACGUGAAGGUCACCACCGAGGGCGUCUACGUGGACCAGGCGGCGUACACGAACAGUCGGCUCUUCCAGAUCGACAUCCAGAAGGGCCAACUGGACACGGACCAGGCGACGGCCGAGCAGGCCAUCGACAACAGGAGUUUGGUUGGUGCUUUGAGCUGGCUGGCUUCUCAGACACGGCCAGACUUGCAGGUGUCCGUUUCCUUCGCACAACAGCUCCAGAAGGACCCCAGUGUGGCGGAUGUUAAAUUUACGAAUGCUACUGCUAGAAGAGCAAUGGAAUUCCAGCAACAUGGCGUUUGGCUCCGCAAACUGGACCUGGACUCCCUUGAGAUCCUGAUCUUCCACGAUGCCGCUUGGGCUAAUGCCCUGCCACGGGACACGGAAGAAGACGAUCCUGACUUUGUGCUCAGCCAGGAGGACCAUGAGAAAGGGUUCAUGUCGGGCACCCCGUUCGACAACAAGGACCGGAAGCCAAAGAAGGCCAAUUCAAGAGUGGCCAGCCAGUACGGCCUUUUGGUGGCCCUCGGAGAUCGCCGCUGCUACACGGCAGAGGGCGGACCUAUCAGUCUUGUGGACUGGAAGUCGUCUGCGAUUCAGAGGGUGUGUCGCUCAACCUUCACUGCAGAGACGAUGGCUUGCACUGAAGGGGUGGAGAAUGGCCAAUAUAUUCGGUCAUACAUCCACUCACUGCUUAGCGGUAGGCUACAGAAGGUCGAAGACCUCGCGGGAAAGAAUGUGCGAUACUACUCCGAUUGCAAAUCCUUGUAUGAUCAUUUACACAAGGAGGGAGCGACGAGAGUCUCCAGCGAUAAACGGCUGGCCAUAGACUUGGCUGCCCUGCGACAGUCACUCAGCGCCGAGCGCCGGGAGGGACGAUAUCCUCUCCACUGGCUUCCCACCUUUAAGCAACUUGCCGAUGUGUUGACUAAGCCAAUGUCCCCUGAGUCUUGGUGGAAAGCCGUGGAGAAUGCUGUUGCAAUGACUCUCCUAACCCCUGUACAAUAG